AUGAGCGAGAAUGGAAAAAUAAUUGAAUUUAAAGGAACUAAAUAUUAUUUGGAGGAAGAUCAAUUGUAUAAAUUGGUUCCAAUUGGAAGAGUUAAAGUGCCUGUUGACAUCAAAAAACUUAAAAAGUGUAUUCAAAUAAGCCUUCCUCAAGAAAAUCUACUGGAUGUGUUCAAAUUUCUCGACUUCAAUCAAUUAUUGUCUUUCCAACAAACAAGUUUUUAUUUCAAAAAUAUUAUUGACAAAUAUGGAAAGGAAUUGGCGAGGAAGAAAUUUUCUACGCUUAGAUUUCGUUUUGUUAAACCUAAUUUUGUUGAAAUACAACCUUAUCUUUAUGAUUUUGAAUUGAGUAGACAACUUGAACAAAAGUGGAUACAUGGAAUUGAAGAGCAAAUGCCAACGUUUUUAACAUCAUCUCACAUUCAGUAUAGAGAUAUAGACACGGUCAUUUGUGAAUUGGAACAAAAUUACAAUGGGAAAGUAUUAUAUCUUAUAAAACUGCCAAAAUUUCCAAAAAAUCUAGAACAAAUGGCUAUUGCUCGUUAUUUAUUCAAACUACUUUUUAAUUGUGUUUUUGAAUAUUUUGAAAUUCAUCAGGUUUUAUUUAAUCCACAAAUGAUUGACUUAUUAUUUGAUGUUGAAAAUGAAACAACAAAUUUUCCUUUACAAGUUCAUUCUCAAAACACAAAGCUACCUUUUCUUUGGAAUAACGAUCCUUGCUUUGUUUGGAAUCAUUUGGUUUCUAAUCGACUUAGAGUUGAUAUGCAUGCAUAUGAUACAGACUAUCUGUUUAAUGACAACGUCCAAGACAUUGAUAUAUUUAAUGACUUAACUCAAGUCCCUACCUCAAGAUUUAAAACUUUUGUGUUCGGUUUGUACAAAAUGUUGACUGAAGGCGGAAACAAAUUUUUAAAUAUUACUUGUUCACAUCUCGACUCUAGACUUUACAAUCUUAUCAUAAAGGUUUGUACAUUUCUAUUAUAA
Molecule: messenger RNA, 981 nt
Organism: Meloidogyne enterolobii
Lineage: Eukaryota; Metazoa; Nematoda; Chromadorea; Rhabditida; Meloidogynidae
Source: the annotation of a GenBank genome assembly